UGUCACCCUUGUCGUUCCCGGAUUUCCCCUCUUGACGUUUCAGGAAACAACAUGAAAAAGUUGUGAAAAACCUCUCUAAAUAUGUAUCUAAUGAUUCACGAUGAGGAAAGUAUUAAAGUGGUGAAAAACAUAUGUCUGAGGGAUGGCUACCUGCCGUCAGUGGACUCUUAUUCACCCGUUGGAGAAGAUGGCCUUCCUGAAAUUGAACCUGGUAUCUGGUUCAAAGCGGAAGUCUUCGCCGGAGUCCUUGUCGAUUGCACCCAACGUGUCUUGAAAUGGACAAUAGAGGAAGAGACGAUUUCACUCGACACAUCAUUUGUCACCAAAGACCGCUCAGACUCAGGGGUGGAUUUCAGCCUUUUCACGCGGCAUCUUUAUGAAGGAGAAUGCUACGAUUUUGAAACUGGUAUCGAUGAUUUGUUUGACACGGCAGCAAGCCUCUUGGAGAAUGAACGUGCACGUUCUUCCCGCGGGAAAAGGAAAACCUCUUUCAAUUCGAGCAAAUUGAUCAUCCGCAUUCUUCACUGUCAUAUUUUACCGGCGAUCAAACUCAAACCGACAGAUUUGUGGAAGGUUGAGGACAUUUACAAGCAGCAGGAAAAGGUCCUGCAGGGGUUGAAUGCAGAAUUGGAGAAGAAAGCCCAAGAUAUUGACAACACGAAACUCGGGAUUCAGUUGAAGCGAGAAAGUAUGGUGAACGAGCUGCAGAGUAUAAGCAUGGUUGAGGUAUAUCCGCGAGAUAUAUUACUGCUCCUGGAAACUCAAAUCCAAGGGGACAUUGAACGUAAGUCGCGUGAGCUGGAUCGAGCACAAGGAGAAGUAAACCAAUUAAAAGAAGAACCUAAGUCUGGUGAUCUACUUUUGAAGAAGCGCAAGGUGCGUGACUGCAUACAUGAAAAGCAGAUUCACUUGAUUACAGUGCGGGAAAAUGUUGUUCAAGUUCUCAAGACGAUGGGGAGAAGGAGUAAUAAUAAGGCGUCUGCUAUAAAAUGGCAACCGGCUUGUACCCGUGGCAGUGAGAUGAUGGAUGAAGAGAUAGUCUGCACAAGAGGAAACAAGGAUUUAGCAAGUCAGUACGUCAUGUAUAUGAAGGUUAAUGACUUGUUACAAGAGCAACGGAACAAGCGUUUCAUUGUAACGUCAAAGUUAGAGUUUAUCAUAAGCGUCAGGGAGACUAUAAACGAAGCAUUGCGGGACUUAAGAAGCGGGAAGGAAUCAGUGGGAUUUUCUCGUGAUCGUACAAAAAGAGGGCGCUCCACUGAUAUCCUGAGGCAUACGAAUAUUCCGGAGGAGUGGCUGACCUUGACUGAAAAGGUCGGUGACCUCUUGAUGGAAGGGGACAACCCAUUGCGGAAGCGACACCAAGAAUUCGUCUCUCAGAUCCGUGAUAAAUUCCUGGCGGCAAUCAACGUAGCCACGGUCAUGCUUGAUCGUGGUGUGGAGGAAACCAGUAGGCGGCGCCAGCGUCACAGAGCGAGGAGUUUAAUGCACAAAGAGUUUAAAACGAUUGUGACUAUCACUGGUGACGAUGACGAGGACAUUAAGUCACAGACUGCUACAAUACUUCGCAGUCGGGCGCAGUCAAGUAGAAGCUUCAAACGUCGAAUGGAUAGCCUUGUUGGGAUGCCCAUUGAAGAACCAAACAAAGAAGAUGAUGACAUACAGAAACAAAUCGGGACUGAGAUUUCUUUUCUGCAACAACAGAUUCAUGCACAUUUCGACUUCAUGAGCUCCGAGUUACAAAUAGCAAUCGAUCAGUUUUCUGAUACAGUGUACUAUAAAACGUGGUUGUGUUACGAGGGACAUUUCUAUCGUGAUACAAUGGACCGAAUCAUGGCUUUGUACAAAUUGAAUUACCGCCAGGUUUGCAAUAACCUGGAAAAGAAUGCAUCUCUUGUCACAACCGAGGAUCUUGGAAUAGAAGAUCGUUGGCUGAUGAACUUCUUUGUCCAGGAACCCCUUGAGAAAGAAAAUCUUGCUCAAAGGCAGAUGGAGGAGGAUGGAUUUAUCUGUUGGUCCAGUCCACCACUUGCUAAAGAUAAUGAAAGCACUGCUACUUGGGUUCAGAACAUUUCUCCUUUGAUCGGUUCAGCUAGUUCAAACCAAAGUCAAAUCACUGGGGUUGAAGUCGAGUUGAAAACUGUCACAAGGAAACCGGAGGAAUUGAUGGGGACAGUUCCAGAAGAGGAAGAUAUCCCUUCUGGAUUGAGUCCAGAUUUAGGAGGUUGUGUCGACACUGCUAAGGAUGGCCUUUCAGGCACUGAUGAAUCAAACACUGGUGCUAAUCUUAGUGGUGAAAUAACCGUUGAUCAUGCAAGUCUUGCAGAUGCAGAUAGUGUGGCAAUCACAAAGGAGUCGGUUGAUGAUGAAAGUUUUGGAGAACACAAGCAUGAAGCUGACCCAGGAUUCCUGAAUCCUGCGUAUCUUGAAACUGACAUUGAUGCAUUUGAAAUUGAAGGAGGGAAUAUGCAAAACAAAAAGAAUGUCAAUUCAGGCUUUGUGAAUCCGAUGUUCCUUGUAACCUUAGAUGAUAAAUUUGCAGUUGAUAACGUAGUCUCGUCAGAAUCCGCUACUGAUUCUCAACAUCCAGAAGGCGCUGUUGCAACAAGGUCUGGAUAUGAACUGUCUCGAAAUGAUCAAGAUUGUUCUACUGCUGUUUCCGGGAGAGAAGACACAGAUGAUAAAGACCCUGACCCUUCGAUGGACAUUGGAAAUCAGACAGAAGACGGUGACCGAGCAAGUAUGAGUGAGCAGAGUGGCACAAUAAAACCUUCCGUUCUUGAUAACGGUAGCUACAGCUCGGAGGAAUCUGUAGAUUUCCCUGGUGAUCCGCAACGCGCGGUGACAGAACUGGUCCAACGCAAACUCAAACCAAACCAGAGCAGAAAGUUCAUGGAGGUGUUUGCGCCAGCAAUAGCGUGUGUGGAAGCCAUCUUGAAAGAGUACAUCCCACUGAAUAAACUCCAAUUGAUGACGAAGUGUGUACGUACGGUUCAGAAAAUUGUGGCCCAGAUUCAGAGCGAAAUCAGCUCUGAUUCCCAAAAUGUGAUGUGCUGCGAUGAUUUUCUGACCAUCAUCCCAUUGAUUUUGCUCCACGCUGAUCACACCUCGAUGGCUGAGUUGUACCCGCAUAUCAUUUUGCUAAUGGAUUUAAUGGCACCAUUUCUCACAAAUGGUAUCCAUAGCAAUUCGCUGACACAUUUCUACGGGGCGUACCAGAUUUUGUUCUCUAUGAUGGUGGUGCAGACAAAACAUUAAGUAGGUAUUGGGAACAUUUCUACCCAGGAAAUAAACUUACAAGUGUUUGCAGAGUAUUUUGUUGGCAGAAACAAGAAAACUAUUUUAAAGAGGGGGAUGGUCGUUUGUGGGAUGCCAGUAUUGGCCUAAAUCGGGAUUUCCAGGGUACUACUGUACCAUCAUUUUAGCGGGAUUCAGGACAAGCAGAUGAUCACAUUGGGAUUGGGUUGAAAUUGCUUAUCAGGAAACGGGAUUGGGUAGUUUUUAUAAAGGGAAGUUUGGGACACAAACACCCUUCCCCCCACUGAAAUGCUACCGAUCAAAAGAUGUAUGGUGCUGUAUCUAACUUGCCUGUUACAGUUUCUUCCCAGUUGUACUUACAUUUACACCACUUACUUUCUUACUCAUUCACAGUUGGGCAGUUUAACCCUUUUAUAAAAAUUUGGUACAACAAUCAUGUGUUUGCAUCAUGAGCUGAUUUUCCAUAAUCUCUUUGUACAUAUUGUGUAUAUUCAAGUACGUAUUUCAAUGUAUACUUUGAUGGUGCUAAAAUGUAUGCUAUGUAAAGAUCUCACACUGUUUGUAAAGGUAAUAAUGUGGCUUUCGGGUAAUCUUACAAUUUAUGAUGCAAUAGCUACUUGUAGAAAACACUUUAGAGGUCUUGAUGCAAAACUUGUGAUAUGUUCAAUGUUAAGUAAUGGAAUUUGAAAGAAACUUAUAUUCUAAAAUGGUCUGUUUUUACUUUGGCUGUGAGUGGUGGAGAUUGCCCAAUUCACCUUCGUCACAGGCAUUGUAAGAUAGCUUUGAAAGUUAAUAACUGGGGCCACUCCCAAUUCACAGCAGCAGCUGAAGUGGAAUCAGGCCUCAAGACCUAAAAAAGUCCAUCCAGUCAUUCAGUUAGAUAAUUGGUGAACCCAGAAGUGUCAACCACUGCGCAUUGCUGUUUUUGGGCUUUCAGCAAACAUUAGAACAAUUGGUCAAUUGCAUAUGUACACCACCCACUGCAACUCUUGACCUAGUUCAAUGUCUACUAUUACUAUUGACUUUGGUCGAUCGCUAUCAUUUCUGCUGGUACUCCUAAUAUGUACGUGUAUUAUUCUUGAUUCGAAGUUGGCUGAAAUCAUGUUACAUUGCCGUAUGACAGUGUUUUUAUAACGUUACUACUGAGGUUAACUUUUUCUGUUGCACGGGAUAUCACAAACCAUUACAUGUAGCAGAAUGCUCAUGAAAUUUGACAUCCCAAAACGUGAAUGCAGUAAUUUUUCAUCAGAAUGAUGGGGAUGGCUAGUAGUAACACAGUUGUAUGUCCUAGCACCUCCUUUUGAAGAACACAGAGUCCCAUGGGAGUCAGGAAAUGGUAGCCUGAACUAUUUAUCCACGCACUUGUAUUCGAUGUUCAUGUACUUGUAUAGAUGUUGAUAACAUGAUUAGUCCACUUAAGUCUUAUUUCCUGUUAGCCUUCAUCAUUUGUACAAUUGAGAAAUUUUUUUUCUAUUUGUGAUAAUUAUUAUGCAUGUAUUUAUUUGACUUGACCUGCUUGGUAAUGAAAUAAUAUUAGUAAUUGGACAAACCAGUUAACUCUUUGAUGCCCGAGAUGACACUAUGUUUAUAUUUUUCAUUUUGUCUUAAGGAGUUGGAUAAAUGAGAGGAAAUUUCUUUUCCAAGUGCUUUUGGACAAACAGUCACCAACUGCUGAAAGUUAUGAUAUGCAAAUUUCAAGACGUUUUUGAUGUUUAUACUCUAUACAAUGGAUCACCCACCGAAAUGUUUAUGAAAUAUUUUAUUCAAUAUACUGUAAGGCCUGGAUUACAAACCAUGUGCAUGCGACCUAAAGAUGUGAUACAGCUUUCAGAACAAAAGAUUGCCUGCCUAUUUUUCAUAUCUGUCCUGGCUAAGCCAUUUCCUAUUCCUAAUGGAAAAUAUAUAUAAAGCUCGCUUAUAUAUUUUUGCUAAAUGAGUGUGUAUAAAUAUCGUGGUUCCUCAAAUAGAACAUUCCUUCCAGUCUUUGGAUUCAAAUUCAGUCAAAUCGAUAUCUUUUGAGAGACCACUGUAUAAUGUGACUAUGUGCUAAUUUACAUUCAACUAUCUCAUCUUGCAAUAAAUUAAA
Molecule: messenger RNA, 5344 nt
Organism: Lineus longissimus
Lineage: Eukaryota; Metazoa; Nemertea; Pilidiophora; Heteronemertea; Lineidae
Exons: 2
Coding region: 82-3258 (1058 amino acids)
Source: RefSeq, a predicted model, not a curated record